Messenger RNA from Stylonychia lemnae, 1521 nucleotides. NCBI's taxonomy places the organism in Eukaryota, Ciliophora, Spirotrichea, Sporadotrichida, Oxytrichidae. The record is from the annotation of a GenBank genome assembly.
AUGGUUGUUCCCAGAGUCUCGACUAUUAAUUUGACUAUUGCAAAUUAACAAAGGCAGAAGGACUCAGUUGUCAGAAGCAGCAGGAAUACCUCAGAUAAAUCAAGUGGGAUUUAAAAACUAUGCCAAAACAUACUAGAAAGUAGUAAACAGUCCAUGAUUGACAAUAGACUUCUUUCAAGCCCCACUGUCGAUGAAUGCUAGAUGGCUCCAAAUGAGCACUAAAAGGUUCGAUCUUUUAUCUACACAAAUGAUAUGGAACAAUAGAAGCCAGAGCAAGAUAUAUUGUAGAAAGGCCCAUAGAAGAAAUUGAUAUCAAAACACCAAUAAAAUGCUUUGAAAAUCACAAAUGUACCUUUAAACGAUCAGGAAAGUCUAUAAGAAACUGGAGACAUCUAUCGAACCUCAGACUUCAGGACUAUUAACUCAAGCUAGUCAAUUCAGAACUUUAAGAACUAAUUCACUCCAGACAUGAGUGAUAUAAAGAAAUGCAACACAGUAAUGUCAAAUAUAGAUGUAGAUGAUACUAUAGUAAAAACUCCAGUGCAAGAUAAGGAGAAUAUUACAAGAAGUCCUGCUGGGUAUUGUAAUGGGAAGAGCAAGGGUGGGAAUUCAAAGUUCAACUCACCUAUGCCUAAGAAAGUCAAUGAAGAAGAUGUAAACAGAAAUCUCUGGUGUUCUAAUAACAAGGAUGCUUUUGAGGACAAUAUGGACAAAGUGACAUAGUUAAGGAGUGGUGGAGGAAUAUACAAAAACAAGCACACUUAAAAUCUAGAAUGCUAAGUAUUCAAAAUUCUGGAUCAAAAUAGAAUACCUGAUUCACUAGAGGAGAUAGAGGAAAUCAUAGAACAAGAUAAUAUGAGUAAUAUUAAAACUGAUUUAAGUUAAUAUAGAAACUCUGAACAAGAUAUUUGCAAAAUAUGCUUUAUCGAUAAGCAACUUGAAAAGUCAGAAACUGAUCUAGUUUUCUUUAAUUUCUCAAUUAGCAACCAAAAUGUUGACUUUUUGAGAUUCUGCUAAAUGCAGCUGAGAUUGUCGAAGUUAGUUUCACCUUGGGAGAAGAACCUGUAUAUUUCAGUGCAGCACUAUUUCCAGGAAUACAUCAACAACAGAUUCGUGCUAUCAAAAGUGCAGGUUGUUGUGAGCAAGAUAGUUCAGGAAUUCGAAACACUAGAAAACUUUAAUGAUUAUGUGAGUUAACAACUAAAGUCGAAGACUCAAAAACAAAUGAGAGAAUUCUUGCUUAAUAAGGAUCAGGGGUAGAGUAAUGUAAUUAUGAAAGUGACUCUGAUGCAGUUCCUGACUAAGUGUCAGAUAUGCCCCUUCAUUAUAACUAAGUCAUUCCUGAAUCAUGUAGCAAGUAUAAUAGGUAAACAACCCUAGAUAAGUUUUACUUGGGAGGAGUGCUUGAACAUAUUAGGAGUGCUCGGAGUAAUGAUGGUGAAAGGCAAAGAUUUGAAGAAAAAUGAGAUCCAAGACAGAGUCAAGGCUAUUGUCAUUAUGAUUCAGAAAAGUAUAUUUUGA